AAAAAAAUCUUAUUAACAAAAGCUUCUCAUCUUCCCUAGCCAAACUGUGAAUUAAAAUUAGAAUAUUUAAAACAUAAAAAUGGAUGAAGGGAGAAACGGCUUACUGGCAGAGGGUUUAAAUAUACAUACAUAUAUAGGAUGAAGAGGCACAGUUGAUUUGAUAAAAAAAAUAAUCGUUGAAAAGCCGACUGAGAGAGAGAAGCCUGUGUCGACUGCUGAGUGCCGAGAGAGAUGAAGAGGGAGAAAUCCAUGGGAGAUGAAGCCGAAAGAGGGAAAGAGAUGAAGAGAUGAAGAAAGGGGAAAGCAUGGGAGACGAAGAAAGGAAGAUCGUGAGUUCGCGACAUACCUGGAGAUGAACGAGAGGGAUCACCGCCGGAGAAGAUGCAUAGCGGUUGGUCGUCGCCGCUUGAGCUGCUUGAGGUAUGACUUACAUUCAGGAAUUCAAGAUACAAUAGGGAAUCAUGAUGAUCUGGCUACCUGUGUUGAAUAUUGUGAUGAAACAUGUCAAGUGGUUUCUGCAGGUUGGGAUAACAAGAUAAUGUUGUGGGACACGCGUAUGAAAAAGGCUCCUGGAUGUGUCAAAAUUCUGGGCGCUGAGGUGGAGUCCAUGUCAUUAUCCGUAUUUAAUUUGCUGGUUUCUGCUGGAGCCUCAGUAAAUACUUAUGACUUGCGUAUGUUAGAGAGAUCUGCCCAGGCAGAACAAUUAUUAAUGGGCGUUCAAAUAAAAUGUCUCAGAUCAAUUCCUAACUCUAAAGGGUUUGCAGUUGGAUCUAUUGAUGGACGGGUGACAUUGCAGAUUCCUGAUCCAUCCAAUUCAAAUGACACUGGAUAUAGUUUUCGCUGUCAUCCGAAGUCAAAGAAGGGAAGAGAUCAUCUUGUAGCAGUGAAUGAUAUUGUAUUCAACCCAAUCAUCUGUAGUGCUUUUGUCACAUGCGAUGAUGAGGGCUAUGUUUGUUCAUGGGAUGCUCAAAGUAGGAGAAGACUAUUUGAGUUGUCCAAAAACCCUAAUAGUGUGGUGUCCUCAUCAUAUAACCACAGUGGACAAUUGUUAGCUGUUGCAUCAAGCUGCACAUACCAAGAAGGGAAUGAAAAAGAAGAGUCUCCUCGAAUACUCGUACAUGUAAUGGAUGACAACAAUGGAUUGGUUUCUUCUGGAACUUCCAGAUAAGACAGAAUCAGAAGGCUGGCUGAGAUUCUUGUUCAAUAUCUUAGACCAUGAAGUCUGUGUUCAGUCUCCUUUGAGAUCAAUACAUAGCCUCCCCUAUUCUUCACCACACUUUUAUAACUGUUCCCAAACUAAUCCAUAUCGCCCCAACUCUUCUCUAAGAAAAAGGAGAACUCAGAAUGUGAACAAUUGACCAUAUGCUUGUACCCCAUGUUACGAACACUUACAAGAAAUUAAAUACAAAGAAUUUGGAGGUGAUUCCAUUAA
This is a messenger RNA of Vitis vinifera (wine grape), 1432 nucleotides long. Its product is annotated as mitotic checkpoint protein BUB3.3. The transcript is spliced from 9 exons. The coding region runs from base 353 to 1168 and encodes 271 amino acids. Lineage: Eukaryota; Viridiplantae; Streptophyta; Magnoliopsida; Vitales; Vitaceae. Gene Ontology annotation, biological process: mitotic spindle assembly checkpoint signaling. Gene Ontology annotation, molecular function: ubiquitin binding. Gene Ontology annotation, cellular component: mitotic checkpoint complex; bub1-bub3 complex; phragmoplast. The record is from RefSeq and is a predicted model, not a curated record.